Molecule: messenger RNA, 372 nt
Organism: Oppiella nova
Lineage: Eukaryota; Metazoa; Arthropoda; Arachnida; Sarcoptiformes; Oppiidae
Source: the annotation of a GenBank genome assembly
GAUGUAAUGGGCGAAAGACAGAUACAGGUGACGGCCUAUCAGUCCCUUAAGGGGGCUAUGAUUACGGGCACCUGUUCUAUGGUGGGCGGCCUAUUAGGCGGACCCGUAGGUCUGGCGGUCGGAGGCGCCUCCGGAGGAGUUUUGGCCGCUUUUGUCACAAAAGGCACUUUCAAACCAAUCGCACAAAUACUCAAUGAAUUGCCGUUUGAGAGGAAACGACAAAUUGCUGAAGAAAUUCAAGUAAUCAUUGAUAAGCUAGGAGUGACUGAUUUGACAGAUUUGGUCAAAAUUGCUGUCAUUUGUGGUUCACUCUCUCAAUCGGAUCCCAAAACCAUUUUAAUGCAAAGAUUUAUCUUGAAGAAAUUCAAGUAA